Molecule: messenger RNA, 4290 nt
Organism: Akanthomyces muscarius
Lineage: Eukaryota; Fungi; Ascomycota; Sordariomycetes; Hypocreales; Cordycipitaceae
Exons: 2
Coding region: 1-4290 (1429 amino acids)
Biological process (GO): secondary metabolite biosynthetic process; amino acid activation for nonribosomal peptide biosynthetic process
Cellular component (GO): cytoplasm
Molecular function (GO): phosphopantetheine binding; catalytic activity
Source: RefSeq, a predicted model, not a curated record
AUGGCGGCCGCAGACACCAUUAAUCUGCCCCGCACCAAACUGCCAUUCUUCGACAUUGCCUUUCGCAACCUUGAAGAUGGUCACUACGAGGCCCCUUCAGACUACAACCAGGUGUCCCGCCAAUCGACCUCGAUUUUGAGAGACAAUGAUGCCUUGCUAAAGGCAUUUGGCACUUUUGUCCUUGCCGUGUCCGAUCUGGAAGAUGCCGCCUUCACAGCCCAUGUUGGCUCGGAGCGUCUGCUAGUGAUGGCCAAGGCAGCUGGCAUCAACGAGCAACUGCGAUCCUUUUCUUCCAAUAAAAUAACCAUUUCAUCCUUGCCUAUCACAAGCCCGAUUGCUGACGGCCUACUUGAUUUCGAGCUUCAAAUCAUUGGAUCCGAGAGCGCCUCCAAGGUCCCCAAGCAGCUAUCCAGUACUCUGGUUCUUGCCGUCUGCCCUACUGAAAAGGGCGACGUUGCCGAUCUGCAGCUCUUUGUCGACGUCCGUAACGGCCAUGCAGAAUCCACAUCGCAACUCCUCGAGCUCGCCGCUCGUUACCUGGCCCCUGAGCCUGCUACAAUUUCUGAUACCUCCCUGAAAACGGCCGAGCCGUUCUCUUGCCGCCAAAAUGGCCCGCCCACCAUGAUCAGCCGCCCUCCCUUGCUGAAGAGCGAUCUCAAGCUGUACAAGAGCGAGGAAGAGUGCCCUGCCCUCUUUCACAGCGCUUUUGAGCGCCGCGCUGCCGAGUUCCCCGAUAACUCGUGUAUCGAGUAUAUUGCCGAUGCUUCUGGAAAGAUUGAGAAAUGGACGUUUGGUGGGAUUCACGCUCUGGCCGAGAACCUGAUGAAGGAGCUGCACAUUCUGGAAACCAACAUCACCUGGAACAAGCCCUUCAACGGUCAGCGUAUUGUUCCCCUUUACCUACCUGGCUGCCCCCAGCUUUACGCUGGCUAUAUGGGUAUCAUGAAGGCCGGUGGCGCUUUCUGUCCUCUACCUCUCGAUGCUCCUGCUGAGAGAGUCCAGGUCAUCCUGGAGGACAUCGAAGCCCCUGUCGUCCUCGGUCUUGGUAGUAACCCUUUCCCCGGUCUGGCCAUCGACACUGCUGAGCCUCAUAUUGCCGAAUUUCUUCGCAACAUUACUUGGGUCGACAUGGCCAAUCUUUCGGCCUGGCGUGCGGACAAGCCCGUCGAGUCUCUUGCUCCCACCCAGCCCCGGGAGCCCAAGGAGGAGGACCUGGCCUACAUUCUCUACACGAGUGGCUCCACUGGCAAGCCCAAGGGUGUUUUGAUCUCUCACAUUUCCGGCUGCUGUGCUAUUGGCGGCCACGACGAGGCUUUCCCUCACCUGGCCGUUGGUCCCGAGCUGCGCUGGUUGCAGUUUGCCAUGCCGACGUUUGAUCUCAGUCUCAUCGAGAUAUUUGUCACGAUGGGAAACGCUGGCACCCUUUGCGUUGCUGAACGCUCGCUCAUGCUUACUGAUAUCGAGCGCACCAUCAAGCUGUUCCAGGCCAACACCAUCUUCACGGUGCCCAGUCUGGCCACGCUCCUGCGCCCUUCCAAGGUGCCGUCGCUAACGACUCUUGUCGUUGGUGGUGAGCUGCUCAACAAGUACACCAUAGACAACUUUUCCUAUGACUCCCCUCGCGGCCCCGACGAGCCUGUGCGUCAUCUUAUCAACAUUUACGGACCUACCGAAGCUACUAUGGCUGUUGCUACCGAGGAGUCCAGCGUUACCACUCGUGGCUCCAUCAUUGGUGACUGCCUGCGCUGCGCUGGCAUCAUCAUCGUGGACCCCAACUCGGAUGAGCUCAUCGAGACACCGUCGCCUUUGACUGGUGAACUUGCUAUUAUUGGACCCCAGGUUGGCUUCGGAUACCUCAACCGCCCCAAGGAGACCAAUGCCGCUUUCAAGGACGGUAGCCAUCUGGGACUCGGCCCGGUGUACAAGACUGGUGACAGAAGCCGUAUUGUGUGGACCGCAGACGGCAAGCCCAAGGUUGAGAUUCUCGGCCGUCUCAAUAUGGAGCAGGUCAAGCUCAAUGGCCGCCGUGUCGAGCUGAGCGAAAUAGAGUCCAGCGUUGCCAAGUCGGAGCUUGUCCGCGAAGUUGCUACUGUCGUUCUUGGCAAGGCCCAGCUCGUGGCUUACUUGUCACUUGCUGAUACGUCGGACUCUGCAGAGGCUCGCGAGGCCGCCAUUGCUGACUGCCACGAUGUAGCGAACCGUACCAUGCCCGGUUGGAUGCGACCUAGUGACUACACGGUGCUGGCUGAGCUUCCUCGUACGGCCAGCGGCAAGGUUGACCGCAAGAUGCUCCAGAAGUGGGCGCAAGCAACCUUUGGGGUCUCUACGCCUAUACCUGCCCCAGAGGCCACAAGGAUUCCUGUUGACUUUACCAGCGAGGAGAGCGUCCGUGAACUCAUUCUCAAGACCAUUACUUCCAUCAUUGGCGAGUCGGCCGCGUCUACCGAUGCCGCCACACCCCUCUACACAUGGGGCAUCGACAGUCUCCAGGGCAUGCGCCUUCUGCAGACACUCCGCGAGUACGAGAUUGAAGGUCUCGGCCUCAACGACAUCAUGGUUGGCAACAGCCUCAACGCCCUCACCAAGCGCGCCAUGGAGCUUCACGCCUCCAAGGGCGCUGAACCCGAAGUUGAAAUGGACGAUGGCCCGAUUGAGAUUGAAGACGAGGAGGAGCUGCUCUUCCUCCCGCUAAGCGCCAAACUCAAGCACUUUGAAGCCGAGUGUCGCCAGCAGUGCGUCAAGGGUCUCGACAUUCCUGCCGAGGACAUUGAGCACGUCCUUCCCUCGACGGGCAUGCAGACUCGCAUGGUCGCCUUCUUCCAGGAGUGCGCCGACGAGAUUGGUCUUACCAAGCCAUACAUUGAGCACUUCCCCUACAAGGUUCCCAAAAUCUUCGAUUUCGACCGCUUCGAGACGGCCGUUCUCGCUGUACUCAACGAGCACGACGCGUUCCGCACCGUCACCUGCCCCGUCGAGCACCCCCUCACGCCCUUUGCGCAGGUGGCCCUGAAGAAGGGCUCGCCGCGCGCCACGCUGCCUGUCGUGCGCAUCACCUGCUCAACCUACGACGAGAGCCCCAACAGCCUCUGGAGCAAGACGAUCGGGCAGGCGCAGAAUUCCGCCUGCGAGUCGCUCGGCCUGGAGCACCCCGGUGCCGUCGUCACUUUCAUCUACGACGAGGCCCGCGAGCACUGCGUCAUGGUGUGGUCGCUGUUCCACAUGAUCUACGACGGCAUCAGCCUCGAGGUGCUGCGUCGCGAGGUCGCGCGCGCCUACAACGACCCGAGCACCGUCACCGCCAUCGCUGCCAAGUGCCCCAAGGGCGUGCGCCUGCCCAUCGAGGCGCACUACAGCGGUGAUUGGCUCGAGACGAGCAUGUACUGGAUGCGCGAGCGCGCCGGCGCCGGCAUCUUCAAGGUCGGCGGCCGGCAGCUGCCGGUCCGCGGCGACUACUCGGAGUCGUUCCGCAACGGCGACGUCGCGUGCGAGACGCUCGUCUCGAGCCUCAGCCUCGACGACCUCAACGAGCUGACGCGCAAGCACGCGCUCAAUUCGUCACUCGCCGUCACGCAGGCCGCAUACUCGAUGGCGCUCGCGCAGACCGUCGCCAAGCUCGACGGCGCCGACGACGACGUCGAGGUGCAGUUUGCGACCGUCAUCCACGGCCGCCAGACACCCGAGUCGCUCGACUGCGUGGCGCUCAUGCUCGAGACGCUGCCCGCGUACAUCAACUACAAGGGAGGCGCCGGCGGCGCCGGCAGCAAGAUGACGCACCGCCAGGCCGUGCAGCACAUGCUCGCCGAGCACGUCGACCAGAUGCCGCACGCGCAGAUGCCCUGCACCACCGUCGACUUUGCCAAGACGGGCCGCCGCCUCGACAGCUCCAUCAUCCUGCAGGCCUACCCCAAGCCGCCAAACGUCGCCGCCGCCGCCGCCGCCUCGGGCGAGAGCGGUGCCGACGUUGUUGAUGACCUGCCCGGGUUCAACCGCGAGGAGAACCUGCUCGCGCCGUGGCGGGAGACCUUUACCGGCUACCCGCUGCUGGUCGAGCUCUGGCAGGGCUUCGACCGCGCCGACGAGAAGCUGCGCAUCCGCUGCUCCUACAUCCCGACGUGGCCCGGCUACGAGUUCAUGUGCAAGGCCUGGGCCCAGGGCCUCAACGCGGCGCUCGAGGCCAGCCUGGUCCGCAUCCUCAGCAACCCCGACGCCGAGUUUGAUCCCGUGGCGCUCAUCAAGGCUGAGGCUGACGUUGGUGGCGCUGCGGCCGAGUCCAUGGACAUCUCUGCCUGA